Messenger RNA from Ceraceosorus bombacis, 6554 nucleotides. The record is from the annotation of a GenBank genome assembly. NCBI's taxonomy places the organism in Eukaryota, Fungi, Basidiomycota, Exobasidiomycetes, Ceraceosorales, Ceraceosoraceae.
AUGGAUGAGCGAUCUGAGGUUGAGGGCACAGAGCACUUGUCCGAAGGCUCGACGCAGGGGCAGGCUGACGCGGCUAGUGCAAGCCAAAGCUUGUCGGAAGCAAUCGAGGGUCGCAGUGAAGACCAAGUUGGCAAGGAGAGCGACAAAUAUAGCGCAGACAAUGAGCAGCAGGAGCACGAUGGUGCUCCGUCUCGCUCUACUUCGACAGCCGCACCAGCAAGGCUUUCGAGACCCGUCUCGCUGAUUUACCCGUCCCCCACCUUUGCAUACGGAUUCAACUCCUCCUCCCGCGACUCAGUGCCCCACUCCACUUCACCAAACGGAAACGCUCACAGUCCCGAUGGCAGCUCGAGACCUUCCAAGCAUCAUCACGCCCGCUCCAAGUCCGUCAGUCUGAGUCCUGUCAUUGGGCCAGCUGUGUUUGGACUGGGAUCUACUGGCCAUUACGGAGGUAGUUCAGGAAACAACAUGGUCCGCGAAGGCAAUCUUUCACCCAACGGAUUUGGCGCAAGCGCGAGUAUGAGGAGGACGCCCUCUCCGCUAUCUGGAAGUGCGAGCCAAAGUGCCAGAGCCUCGGGCGAGUCGAAGAGAUCACCAGUGUGGGGAUCGCAGCCUAGUCAAGUCGCAGAGUCGUCUUCUGCUUCAGCUUCCGAUUUUGCGAGGGGUAGCAACUCGACCAGUACAUCAAACGCGGAGCGUGGGUUGAGGAUGUAUCUAGGCGAGGCAGAUAAGUCUGCGAAACACACCGCUGGCGAAGGAGUAUCUCCGGCAGGGCGGGGUCAGGCUCAAAGCUUGGCUCACGGAAGAUCACAGUCACCAGCGAGAGGUUCAUCAACAAUGUCUCCCCGUCUGCAGUCUAUGGGCACAGCUGUCGGUGGCAGAGCACAAGCAUCGACAUCGACCGCCGGGGCCAGCGCUGAUGCCGUUUUGAGCAAAAAGGGCUCUCUCGAGGAUUUGAGAAGCAGUCCGGUGCUCCAAAAUCUGCGCUCUACGACGCCGAUCCCUCGCGCGGCUUCACCGCGUCUCGGCGCUCCACCAGCAUCUGCUCCCGCCGCAGCUUCGCCAAUUCUCGCCGCUCGAUCCUCGAACGCGUUGUCCGAUCCCUCAGCGGUGGACGCACACACUUUCGACUCGAUGUGGCCAAGUUCUUCGAGAACCCAGGCAGACCCUGCUUUAAGCGCCGCGAUAGAUGGAAUCGCAAUCCCCGGAAUGGAGCCUAGAUCCAGAAGUCGUCGUAUUAGUGGCUCGACGAGCUCUUUGCGGCAGAGCAGCUCCGGUCCAGCGUCGAGUCCCGCAGUCAGCCCAACUCAACCUGCUUCACCGCUGCGGAGAAGCAUGUCACGCUCCCCGUCGGGAAGACACGAGCUUCGAGGUUCAGCGUCUUCGCCGCUUCUGGGACUAUCGAGGCGAUCUCCAUCGCCAGCUCUUGCUUCGUCUCCUGGUCCCUCCACGGGCGCCCAUGAUAUCAACCAUCAAGGGCUCGCGCAUCCACCUACGCUCUCCUUUGGCAGGCACAUCAGGUCCAAUUCGGGAUCCUCGGGCGGUCACCUCGCAUUAGCGUCGAGCCCAACACAAGCGUUCAGCAUUCCUGCAGAUGGCCGUGUACAUCGAAGUAGCUCAAGUCCCAGCUUUGGAUCGACACCUCCAGUGCCUUUCGCAUUGAAUGGCUUAGCUACUCCUCCUAGUCCGCCACCUCCACUUACCUCAUCUAGACCUGGUCAAAGAACCGCACUAGAAGCGCUUGCGAGUCAUGCGCACUUGAGGAGAUCCAGCUCCGGGUCUUCAAAGGGCGCUGCAGAUGGCCUGGGAGACAGCAGCGAUGGGCGCUCACACGCGGCGACAGACCGGCUCGCCAUGCUGCGAUCGGCGAGUGCGGAUGAAGCAUCCGUAAAUGCCGCAUCCGUGCCAGGCGAAGUGAGACAUCGCUCUGCCUCUCCCGCCGGCAUUUUGGGUCGAAGCAAUGGGACGGCCGCUGGUGACGAGGGGGGCGCGCCGAUGUUGAGGAGAUUCUCUUCAGAUCAACUUCACGGAUUCAACAGAGAAACGAGUGGGGCAAGCUUGACCUCGCCCUUCGUACCUCACGCCCCCUUACCGCUUCGCGCAAGAUCUCCUGGGAUCAGUCUCAGUAUGCCCUCGGGACAUCACAGCCCCUUCACGCCAUCUUCCCCUCUCUCAUCACCUUUCCAUGCGCCAUUGCCCUCCCGGACACCACCUCCGCACCUCGAUGCAGGGCUAAGCGAAAGCCCGCCGAAGGUGCGGUCCUUCAUUGGUAUGCCACCUCGAUCGGGCUACGAUCUUUCCGACGAUCCCGACGACGUCGGAUCGGAAGAUGGAAGUACGGGCAGCAGCAGGGCCGGGAGCAUACACGAGGCAGACACCGAUAACGAGAGCGAAGGAGAGGGCGAGGGUGAGGGGAACGACGACACAGGGAGUGAGCAAAGCACCGACAAACGCGGAGCAGAUCAGGAUCUCAACGACGCUGCAGGACGUGAUGUAAUUGGAGACUCGCAAAACGGUGGCUCUGAUGGUAUUUCAGGGGCUGAUGCACCGCCUCUGGGCAGUGCAGCUCGACCUCAUUUGCCCAAGCGUCCGAGCUUGACAAGGGCUGCAAUUGUUCCGCCAAUUGCUGCGCAUGCAGGACUUGCGGCGCACCAUCAGGUUCCGAUGGAAGACACUCAUACGUCCACUGCUGCAAACGGCUUUCCGGCCGAUGGAUCAGCCGGGGCACUCGGAUUCUUCAACGAUGACAAUACUGGCAACAUGCCCGGCAAUCACUCACACUUGGGUCUCCAGUGGUCACCGGGUCCUGUACUCGCUGGUCAAUCAGCAGCCUCUGGCGGAGGACCAAUGCCCUCACCUUUUGGUCCGACAGCGCUUGGACCCGAAGGACCAGGCGCAAUCAUCGAUGCCGUGGAUCCCAGCCUCAUCGUCGGUGGUUCAUCGCAACAGUUGGGCAACGAAUCUCAAGAUCAGGAUGUGGAUAUGGGUACGAGCGCAUCAACUGCGAACCCAGAACAGAAUAUCAUAGAAGAGAGUCUGAGCACCCUCGAGCGUCUGUUCUUGUUUGCUAAGAGCGAAAUGACGUUUCACCGGUAAGUCGACUGCUUCGUUGCUAGAGCGCACUACACCUGUGGAGCUGAAGUUGACUUAUCCGCAUCUUUUUCGGGCCAACAGAGUGCUCGUUGCCCGAUCGCUUGCAGACUGGAUUUUUGAGAUCGAUCUCAGCGAUGCGGUCGAGUAUGUCAUCCCUCUACUGAACGGCCUUGGCACCGACGGUGAGUGACACAUGGAUGUUCACCGUGGCGCCCAUCCUGCUCUCUUGCUCAGUGCCCUGUUCGUGGAUCUCUUGACAUUCUGAUCCUCAGAGCUCGAGGUGUGCACUGUGUUCACUCCAGAGCUGCACCGAUUGAUGUGGUUCUUCUUUCGAAACUGCCCUCUCGUGCAGAACGCCAAGGCGGACGCUGAGCAGAAAGACCAAGUGCCGGCUGGGGCCACAGAUGCAGACAACGACGAGGAAAUAGCCGAUAGACCAAAGCUCUCUGUGGAAGCUUUCACGCCGCUGCUGUGUGCCCUGUUGCUCAAUUCCAACACCUCAGUAGCCGGAGCCGCGCAGCUCUCCUUAGUGCAGCUCUUUGCGCGCCUCGAUCACGUCGCGUUGCGAGGUCCUGCAGGUGACACGGUGGAGAACCUCUCCGUUUCGAAUGAGUGGAGCCAGGAUUCUGCACUUGUGCCCGACGCAUCGGGGCGCGAAGGCGAAAGAGUCCCUCUGCGCGCGUACGAUUUCGACUCGCAAGCGCGGCAGAUGGUGAAAGCGGAAUUGUUGGAGAAUGUCGCCUUUGCAAUCGGCAAGCUCAAUGCACAAGACUCGACGCUGAGGACUGGCGACCAAUCGACACAUGCGCAAGGCGUCAGCCCCUCUGAGAAGUCUAGCACUCCCAAAAUGAGGGACUCUAAACGAUUGAACGGCGAGUACGUCGAUCUUGAGAAGACGCUUUCGGUUGGUGAUGCCGUCUCGCGAGACUCGGACGAAUUAGCACCAGAGGUCCCUUCGUUUGAGAUGGAUGUUGAAGCCGAUGAGGAUUUGCAGGACAGCACGUCUGGCGAUGGGUCGCGCGGCAACACUGAUGAAACGACUUUCCAGCGGAGCUCGCCAGCCUUGAGCGCUUCCGAUAACCCCGAUAGAGAGGAAGAAGCUGCUGUUGGGCGAAUGGCGUCUGUCAGUCUACUGGCUGCACUUUCUGCGGAAGGACUGCUGGACGUCGAAACGCUCGAAACUCGCGUCGUGCCCGAGGUCGUUCGACUACAAAGCGAUGGAGCGUUCUUUGUCAGGAAGGAAGUCGCAAUCGCUGUUGGUUCCUUGGCGAAGCACGUGAAUUCUUCAGUGGUGGUCAAAAGUCUACUGCCAGCGUUUGAGCGCUUUGUUCAAGACGACAUUUGGCACGUUCGGCAAGCAGUAUGUUUGUCGAUCCCUGCCAUCUUCACCCAUUUGGACGCAGAGACGAAACGUAAUCGCCUUCUGAACGCGCUCGGGAUCUUCACGCAGGACGUCUCGCGGAACGUACGCUCUGUAGCAUUUGAAAUCAUUGGUGAAGCCAUCUACCUGUUCCACAAGGAUCCGCUUGGCGUGCCUGAGCCUCUUAUCAGGCACUUUCUGGGCGAACCUUUCGAGGAAGCGCAAAGUGCGGAUCAUCAACCCAUCGAUCCAUUCAGCAUGGAGACGGAUCAAUCCGGGUAUCCCUCAGCCGACUUGGGCAAAGUGCAGGCGGAAGAAACGCAGCAAGACAACUGGUCGGAUGAUGACAUGAUGAACGGCUAUAGCUCCGAACGUUGGCUGGAGGAGAUGAUUGGAGGUCCUAGCGGAGCCGCAAAAGCCGUUGAUGCCGCGAGACAACACGUCAUGGCCUACAACUUUCCUGCUGUCGUCUUGACACUGGGACAAGAGCGUUGGCCAAAGCUACGCUCUGCUCAUCGAGAUCUGUUCUUGGCAUCCGGUACUAGCCAAGCGCAGUGUAGCCUCGCUGCAUCCCUGCACGAGAUUGCUAAAGUUAUUGGGCCUGAAGCAGCCAGCGAGGAUCUGGUCGAACUUUUUGAGUACUCCAUGUGGACUACAGAAGCCGAUGUUGAGCUCAAGAGCGCCGCAGUAGAGCAUAUGGACGAAUUUCUGCAGGCCUUGCCAACAGAGGCUGCCCAAAAGCAGCUGACCAUGCUGACCGCACUCUGGUCCUCGCAUUUCGAACGCGAUUGGAGGCUCAGGGAAAGGCUGGCGCAGCAUAUAUCAGCCCUGGCUAGGCACCAUUUACUGGACGACGAAAGCGGCGACUUGGUCACGCUCAUGCAGCUAGCACUCAGUGAUCCCGUCAGCGCAGUACGAGACGCUGCAGUCUUAUCCGUAAGUUACUCGCAAUGCCCGUUGUAGAGCCGGCGCAAGUACUGAAUUUGGCUGUUUCCUCCAGGUUCCGACACUGUAUACCACUUUUGCGGAGCAUGAUCAAACAGUCGCGGAUGGCUUCUUGGCCAUUGUCGCAGAUAUGGGCAUGGCCGACCGGUAUCGCAAGAGGUUGGCGUGCGUCCUCGCCAUGCACGCGCUCUUUGGCGCUGGCAUCGAGAGGUCGUCUGUCGAGCUCUCGCUCAUCGAACGAAUGGUCGAGCUGGCUCGUGACACUGUUGUGGAUGUGCGAAUUGCACUCUCUAGAGCAGUGGCUCUUGCAUGCAAGCGAGGUGGGUCCAAAGUCCGCGUCGUUGUUCUAAGUGCUCGACUGAUCGCACAGCUGCUUCCACCAGAUGAGCUGUACGCCUCGCCACAGUCACGAUCGCCGGCCGUCAAUGAAGUUUUGGCACUCUUAUAUCGAGACGCAAGCGCCGAAGUGCGAGAGCCGAUGCACGACUUGCUGGAUGAAGAGCAGGCGCAAGCAUUGCCAGAAGUCCAACCCGUUCAGGUCCACGCUCGGCGAGAUCUGACAUUGGGUCCUGCCGAUGGAGGUCCGCAUUGUCCGCCACGAUACACAAGCUGGGAAAGCAGCUCGCCAGACGCCCUCGCUUCCCAACCGUCGCCCCAGCAAGGAAUAGCGAUCGCAGAUUUUCCCAUGAUCGACGCUGCCCGAGAUCCUGACGACAGUGCUGAUCCGGAUGUCAGCAUGUUCGACGAUGGUGCAGACGACGACAAUGAUGAAGAGGAGCAGAGCACGUCCGCGAUCAGUCAGGGCGAAAGCGCUCACGACUUGUUGGACGCUCCUCACCAUCUUCUCAACGUGUCUGGACCCGAUUCGCCCGAGCGACGCCGCAUUCAGCUGAAAGACGACGGACCUGAAGAAGAAGACGUGCAGCGGCAAGGGCAACGGGACGGCUGGCUGACUUCGCCUGAGCGAAUGCAGCCAAAUGGAGGCACAGCGACUCAGGGCGGCAGCAUUCAGAGCGCUGACCCUUUUCUGUCAUAUGUAGCCGACCGUCACCAAGGUGGUACGCACGAGGAGGACGCCAGUCGAGACGACGACACUCAGGGAGGCAGCGCGUCGGAGCAGCGCGACGAGGACGCUUCUGUGUCCGGCACCAGCUAA